Molecule: messenger RNA, 3058 nt
Organism: Pimephales promelas (fathead minnow)
Lineage: Eukaryota; Metazoa; Chordata; Actinopteri; Cypriniformes; Leuciscidae
Gene: ap5b1
Product: adaptor related protein complex 5 subunit beta 1
Biological process (GO): endosomal transport
Cellular component (GO): lysosomal membrane; AP-type membrane coat adaptor complex
Source: RefSeq, a predicted model, not a curated record
UGACAGCCAGGGAACACAUGAUUUUCAGAGACGUCAAUAGAUGGACUAAACAGUAAUUUGCUUGUUUUUUAUGUUUUUAAUGUGUUAUCUGAUAGUCACAGUUUAUCUCCAGAAUGACUGUUGCGGAUCUCUGGGAUCAGAGAAUACCUGCCUUUCUACUGAGUCCGUCUCAGUUUCUGGCCACCACCACAUCUGAGAGUUUCUUGGCUGAACUUCUAGACGAACUGCGGAAUGAUAAGGCCAAUGAUCAACUCAAGAUACUCAUUGUGUCUGUGCUACUGGAGCAUCCAACCAUUCUCUGCCAUUCUACUUCACUGGGAGAAGAAACGGCCCUUGAACUUCUGUCAGUCUUCUCUCACACGCCACAGAAAUCCAUCAGCCUCAAGUGCAAUGUCAUGCUGGCCAUCACCAACGUGAUAAUAUGCACGUCCUGCUUGGCCACCCACACAAAGAUGGCUGAAGACUGGCUGGACCUUCUAUUUCAGACAAUUCAGGACACCAAUGACUACAGAUGUGGGCUUUCCCAGCAGCCUUUAAGGGCCACCGCCUGCGACUGCCUCCGAGAAAUGGAAACCUGUAGCCCCGGUCUUCUUUCUCAAAAGUUAGAGGCCCUGUAUCUUCUAAAACAGCAAGAAACUACAGUUCUGCAUCAGUCCUACUGUAUGCUGUAUACACUAGGCCUGAAGAACGCCAUACGGAUCUUGACGAACCAAAAAGAUGUUACUGACCUAGUGUUUAAGAGCAUCCUAGGAGGAAAUGAAGGGUUUGCAUGGAAAAGUAACCAGUUAGGCUCGACCUUCUUGCCGAUAAACAUGAUGGUGCAAGUCCCACGAUUGCCACCUGGACUGGAUUGUAAGGAACUCAAAUCUAUAUUGUCUUCACUCUUGGAGGAGUCUUACCUGCUAACACCCACUUCCCAGUCUGCCCUGCUCAGGGAGCUUGUAGAAGUUGUCGCCAUGGUGCCGGGACUUUCUCCAACGUUAUUUAAAUCGCAACUUCUGAGACUCUUCGGAACUGCAGAAGUCGAGCUCAUGCAUGCCACACUCUUCAUGAAAGAAACGUUCACAGACAGCCUUUUCACAGCUGAGGAUGAGAACUUCCUCCUCAAGCGUCUCGUGAGCACGGCCCAGCAUCCGCUCCUAAGAAUUCCUGAGAAGCUCUUCUACAUGGACUGCAUUCUGCACUUCCCCGAGAACCGGCCCAUAUCCUGUAGCGGAGAAGAGAGUUUACCGGUGCUGGUUACGCCACGUCUGGCAGCAUCUCUUCUUCCAACAGUUUUCAACGAUAGUGCUACGAUGCUCUGCAGGCUAAACCUUCUUUGUCUGGUGUACCUAGAAGCAGAUGAGGGCGAAGAACAGAAAGGGAUCGACUACCUGUUUGAUCACAUAAUGGCCCUUUUGAGAAUCGUAGACGGAGAUGGUAGCAGAGAAGUGGUGGUGACCUCUUUCAGGGCGGUGUAUAUUUUUCUCAUGCACUUCAGCGGCAUGGAAGAACUCUCUGAGAAGCUGAUCGACAAAUUAUGCGGCAUGUAUUCCCGACAAUGCCGACUAGCUCCAAAUUUGAUCGACCUCGUGGACCGCACCCAGGAGUGUCUCGACGACCACGUCUGGUCUGUUAAGUUGUUGAGAGGGCUUCAGAAAUGCAUUAUGGACAUGCCACCAUUGCAGUUGACGAUUCAUAAUUUGAGCUGGCACUUGAAAGUCUUGAAAAGAGUGGCUAAAGAGGGUCGGAUCACCCAGAGGAACACCAUUUACCUUCUUCUCAAUGUUCUCAUCAACUCCAACUUGUGUGAAAGAGGCAAAUGGCAGGUUGGAAACGCAGUUCUUGCGGUUUGCCGCAAUCUUUUGGAGCACCCUUCCAUCGAUCAAGUGUUUAUCGAGUUGGCUGAUCUUUUGCAAUACAUAUCGGUUCAUUAUGACGACACGGACAUUAAGGACCACGCUCGAUUCUACUACUCAUUGCUAACCAAUCUUUCGUGGGAAAAGAUGACGGGGGUUCUCGCCAAGGGUCCUGAUGGAGGACGUGCCAAAGAGCGGUCGCAUUCUGCCACAAUGGCUGAGAGCGAGGGGAUCGCCAGUAACCUGACUGUGCGCAAAACCGAGCGGCAUGUUUUGCGACUCGUCAAGGUGCAGGAGAAAUCCUUGCAAGUCUCUUCGGAAAGUCCAGAAUCGUUGGAAGCAACAGAAGAGACUAAGAAAUGGUUGGAGGUUUAUCAAGAACAGUUCCAGGUGCCGGGUUUUGGGUCGGAGAUCACUUUGAGGUACAAUCUGACUCAUGCAAAUGAGGCUGAUACUUUAUUCAGUAGAGUCUUUACGAUUUGUCUGCAUUUCGAGCGGAAAGAUUUAAACUAUGCAAAGGUAAGCGAUAUACAUGUACCAUGUGUGUUCAGAGACCGAAAGCCACCCGAGGUCAACGUAAAGCUCAGACCAUUUCAACCCUACCCCACUUCUUUAUGCGUCAGUGCAAUAUUUACCACCCAAGAUGGACGCACUUGGCACAGCCGACUGCCUGACGUGAGCAUUUCAUUCCCUGAGAUAUUCCUUCCUCUGCCUUUACCGCUAAGUACAUCACGUGCAUGUAAAGAGGAAGUGUUCGACCGCAUCUGGGAGGCCGCAGCCUCUGGGAGUCCUGACAAAUCUGCCAUUAGUCUGUUCUGUUUCAAAACUGGAGAUGAAAGUCUAGCUGAUCUGAUCAAGACACAUUUUCAGGGUUACCUGAUUACUGACGAGAAAAGCAAAGGAUUGUGGAAAGUCUUGUUCUUUCUUCCACCAAUGUGCCACGUCCUUUUGAAGAUUACUCAGGCUGAGGACGCAGUUCAGGUCAGCAUCGCAACGGACAACUGGGAGCUGUUACCCUUUGUGAACUCUUACCUCCAAAACAUUACUGAUCAUUGUAGCACAACAGGAACAGAUGGCUAAAUGGGUGCUUGGUUCAUUCGGUCAAUUCAUUGAUUUUUACCAAUUCAAUUUAUUUUAUUGCUUCCUUGUAUUGAUAUAACACUGUUUUUUUGUAUUUAAAAUCUUUGAGUAAUGUGUUUAAUAAAGUAUAUGUAAGGCAA